This is a messenger RNA of Rodentolepis nana, 378 nucleotides long. The record is from the annotation of a GenBank genome assembly. Lineage: Eukaryota; Metazoa; Platyhelminthes; Cestoda; Cyclophyllidea; Hymenolepididae.
AUGACUUUUGACACAAAGCUAACGUGGAAAAGUCACAUUGCUAAAAUAGCAGAACGCGUCUCCAAUAGACUGAAUGAACUGAAGCGUCUUGCUGGUAGCGUAUGGGGCUGUGCACGCUCAACUCUAAACACCACUUACAAGAUGUUUAUUCAGACAAUAAUGUUGUAUUGCUGUGAGCCACUCAUUACAGCCACAGAGGUGACUCUCAAACCACUCGAGAAGGCAUACAACCAAGCAUUACGACUAAUUACUGGAGGGAUAAAAUCAACAUCUAUUGAUGCAAUGCUCCAAGUUACAGGAAGCACCACAAUGUGUUCCCUUAUCAAAGAAAAGGCCUUGAUCUUGUAUGAGAAACUACUGCGCAUUUCCCUUGGAUAA